AUGCUCUUGGUUGCAGGGCUGAUGGCACUCGAAUCCAAUUCCUCGUCAAGGUGUACCACGGAGACGGCGAAGGGAACGCAUGUCUUGGAGAUCAUCGGGUACAGCCUCAAGAAGGGCCUGGGAAUCGACAAGUUCGUCCAGUCGGCCAUCUUCACCGUCGGCGGCUACGACUGGACCAUCCGUUUCUACCCUGACGGAGCCAACAUGUCAUACGCCGAUUGCGUUUGCGUGUCGGUCUCGCGUGAGCCCACGGGCAGGGGGUUGGCGCGGGCAUCCUGUGAUCUGAGACUGGUUAACAAGGAUACUGGGUUGCCAAAGAGUAUUUGGUUUCUGUCUCAAGCAACCCCGACAGAGUUCGACUACGGUAAUCGUGUUUUCCCAGAAUGUGGAGGGUUCAUUCAAAGGAGUGAGCUGGAGCUGGAAGCAUCAGGCUACAUUAAGGAUGAUAGCCUGACAAUUGAAUGUGUACUCACAGUCAUCAAACAAUCACAGGUGACAAAAACAACAGGGAGCUCUGAAAUCAAGGUGUCAUCGUCCAACUUAUCGGAUCAUUUUGGCAAGCUGUUGUUAGAGGGGAAGGGGUCCGACGUGACAUUCAGUGUUGGGGGAAAGACUUUUGCCGCACACAAGAUCAUACUUGUGGCACGAUCACAUGUCUUUGAGGCAGAGCUGUAUGGAGGGAUGAAGGAAACAAAGGCAGAGUCCAUUACAGUUGAAGACAUGCAGCCUGCUGCUUUCAAGGCCUUGCUGCAUUUCGUAUAUACCGAUUCAUUGCCUGACGUGGGUGAUUUUGGUGGUGAUGAUUACGUUGAGAUGAUCCGGCAUUUACUUGUGGCUGCAGAUAGAUAUGCCAUGGACAGGCUGAAGUUGAUAUGCCAAAACAUCCUCGGUAAAAACCUUGCCAUGGAGACUCUGGCAACUACAUUGGCUUUAGCUGAUCACCAUAACUGUGACAGGCUUAAGGAAGUGUGCAUUGAAUUUAUUGCCUCUAAGGAUGAGAUGGAUGCCUUGAUGGCAACCCAAGGUUACAGUAAUCUCAAAAGAACUUUCCCUUCUGUCUUAAUAGACGUGUUCGAGAAGGCAAGUAGGUUGCACAAAGCAUAG
Triticum turgidum subsp. durum (durum wheat) is the source of this 1104-nucleotide messenger RNA. The record is from the annotation of a GenBank genome assembly. NCBI's taxonomy places the organism in Eukaryota, Viridiplantae, Streptophyta, Magnoliopsida, Poales, Poaceae.